This is a messenger RNA of Fukomys damarensis (Damara mole-rat), 3746 nucleotides long. RefSeq names its product cytohesin 3 (gene Cyth3). The coding region runs from base 127 to 1182 and encodes 351 amino acids. The record is from RefSeq and is a predicted model, not a curated record. Gene Ontology annotation, biological process: regulation of ARF protein signal transduction. Gene Ontology annotation, molecular function: guanyl-nucleotide exchange factor activity. The transcript has 13 exons. Lineage: Eukaryota; Metazoa; Chordata; Mammalia; Rodentia; Bathyergidae.
UACAGACUUUGAUUUGUGCCUGAAGACCUCUCAUUAGAAGAGAGAGAAGAACUUUUGGACAUUCGGCGAAGAAAAAAGGAACUUAUUGAUGACAUUGAGAGGCUGAAAUAUGAAAUUGCAGAAGUGAUGACAGAGAUUGAUAACCUAACUUCAGUGGAGGAGAGCAAAACUACUCAGAGGAACAAGCAAAUAGCCAUGGGAAGAAAGAAAUUCAACAUGGACCCCAAAAAGGGAAUUCAGUUUCUAAUAGAAAAUGACCUGCUACAGAGUUCCCCAGAAGACGUUGCCCAGUUCCUCUAUAAAGGAGAAGGCCUAAAUAAGACUGUCAUUGGGGACUACCUGGGUGAGAGGGAUGAAUUUAAUAUCAAAGUUCUUCAAGCUUUUGUUGAACUCCAUGAGUUUGCUGAUCUCAACCUCGUACAAGCCUUAAGGCAAUUUCUAUGGAGCUUUAGAUUGCCUGGAGAGGCUCAGAAGAUCGAUCGCAUGAUGGAGGCCUUUGCCUCACGCUACUGCCUGUGCAACCCGGGUGUCUUCCAGUCCACAGACACAUGCUAUGUGCUGUCGUUUGCCAUCAUCAUGCUCAACACAAGCCUGCACAACCAUAACGUGCGUGACAAGCCCACUGUGGAGCGGUUCAUCACCAUGAACCGUGGCAUCAACGAAGGGGGAGACCUCCCUGAGGAGCUGCUAAGGAACUUAUAUGAAAGUAUUAAGAAUGAACCAUUUAAAAUCCCAGAGGAUGAUGGGAACGACCUGACACACACGUUCUUUAACCCAGACCGGGAAGGCUGGCUCCUGAAGCUGGGAGGGCGUGUGAAGACCUGGAAGCGGCGCUGGUUCAUCCUGACCGACAACUGCCUCUACUACUUCGAGUACACCACUGACAAGGAGCCUAGGGGCAUUAUCCCACUGGAAAACCUCAGCAUCAGAGAAGUAGAAGACCCACGGAAACCUAACUGCUUUGAGCUUUACAAUCCCAGCCACAAAGGGCAGGUCAUCAAAGCCUGCAAGACAGAGGCUGAUGGCCGGGUGGUAGAGGGAAACCACGUGGUGUAUCGCAUCUCUGCCCCGAGCCCUGAGGAGAAGGAGGAGUGGAUGAAAUCCAUCAAAGCAAGCAUCAGUAGAGAUCCUUUCUAUGACAUGUUGGCAACGAGGAAAAGGAGGAUUGCCAAUAAGAAAUAGAGCUGUCCUGACCCAGCAGGUAAACUAAGAACCCAAACCGCACAGCAGAUGUGACUGGUGGCUGCCUCAACAAGACACAGGGGGCACUGGUCCCCAGAAUCAGUUGUGGCCCCAGCUGCACACCCUGAUUUCUUUGGUGUGUGUGUGGCCUGGAUCGUGAUCAGCUGUAUUUCCUCCUGUUGCUGCUUGGCUUCAGAAGCAGUGGAGGGAGCUCCCCGUGGGCAUCUGAGGCAGUGGCAGUGACCAUUCUAGAAGCUGCUGUUUUAUAUCAAAAUGGGAAUGGAAUAGCUACCAUUUUUUUAAUUCAGAAUUUUUCUCAGAUAUAUAGGAUUAUAGCUUUUAUAUGACUUUUUAUAUCCUGAAAUUAUAAUGAAAGAUACUUUCUAACAGUAGUAUUUUUAGAAUGGCAGCUAUAAAUAUAAAUAACUCCUGGACACAAGUAUAUACUGUGCACUGAAAAAAAUUUAUAUAUAUGCAGCACCCAAAGGGAGGGCUGUGGGGCACUUGCACUUGGGUGGGAGCUGCAGGGGGUGCCAUAGGUGGCUCCCGGGGAGGGAGACGCCUAGUCUUCGAGGACUAGUACACUGAGGGCCUCCAGAUGUGUAAGCCCUGCAACCCCCUCUCAGACUUUUUGGCCCUAUUCAUUAAGAUAUGGUUAUGGUUUGGAGCUGCUAUAACUGCUGAACCCUAGGAAAUGGAGCUCUUUCCCUGGGCAGAUCAUCCACAGGUUGGAUCACAAGAAACUGCUCUGACCAUUUCCAGCCCACACAGCAGUUCUACUUGGUUCCACAGAAUACAUCCAUUGCUACUUAGAACCUUCAGCAAAAUACUUAUCUCACUGGCAUAAUCAGAUUUCUUAAUGAAUGACUAGACAUACUAGUCUACCAUCUUCCUGUUACAGUGCCUGUUCUCAGGCCUGAGUUACCCUUUGAGAAGGGAGAACAAGCCAUGGCUCAAGGUGUGUGGCACUUAGGGUUUUAUGUGAACAGUGGAGAGCCCCAAAUCUAAACUGGGGUAACCCUCGACAUACAACAGGAUUGAUGGCCCUGUCUUUGAGGCUAUCAGAGCUGGGCAAGGACGAGGGCACUGUGUGACAGAGUCCCCCUGCUGGGGAUCUUUGUUCAUACCUUUGGGGUGCCCAACACCUGGGCCCUCUUUAGCUCCUUACAUGGCUGUCCUCUGGGCAGGUCCUUGGAAUACAAAGGUUCUUAUAUUCCAGGUCCUUUAACCAUGAAUGAAAACCUCAGACUGAAUGCACUUAUGCUUUGUUCUAAAUAGCAGAAAUGUCUUCCCAUGAGCUGCCUUGAGGUGGAGACUGUGCAGUCACGGGCCCAUUGCCUCUGUGUGGCUGACCUCAGUGCAGAGGGCCCAAGGCUGAAACUCCCCAUCACCCAUUAGACUGACAUUUUAUUUCCGAGCUUCUAUGCUGUUAUUUUACUGAUACCUCAGACCUGAAACUUUAGUGUUUGAGCAAGGCAAAUUGGCUGCACUCAUGUGCCUGACUGGUGUAUAUGCAACUUACCACCCUCUGUGCCCAUUUGCGGAGCACUAGUGCUGCCCAGACCUGGCCCAACCACGAUGCCUCCAUGCUGUGAAGCCACCUUGGACCAGCCUGCCAGAUACUGUGGCAGUGUUGGGUCAGCAUUUCAUUUGGGUCAAGAGCUCCCUCUCUCCUGAGUGUCUAACCCUGGCACAGACCUGGGGAUGUGGCACUGUUUUAGGGCAUUCAGAGGUGAUCAUGGGGUCACCUGUGAGCCACUCUGCCCAAUGGCUGUUCACCCAGGAUCAUGCAGAAGGCCGUGGUGCUCAGAAUCUUAAGUACCUUUGCCCUAUUGAAAGUAUUACAUGACAUCACUUAAUUCCAGGUUUUCUCUUGACAGUAUUAACUCUAAGGUGUCUGCCAUCAUGUGUACCUGGCUUCCACCAGGCUGCCUCGAAGUGGGACCCCUCCCACUCCAGGGCUAUCAUGUUCAUCGCCUCCCCACCCAAGGGUCUGCACUCACAGUCCUGAGUUAAUGGUCCCAACUGUGGCCAAAGACAAAGUUUCCUCCAUAAACAAAGGGCAGUGGGCAGUUCCAAGGAGUGCAGGGGUGAGAUUCUUGGUGGGCCUGGUUAUCAUUUGAAACUUAUAUGGACUGACCCUGGACCCUCACAAUCUACUAUUACCUCCAGGGUCCUGAAACACUUUUUAAAUACUUUAAUGUGGCACCAAAUGGAAUGAAAGCAAGAGCUGUUUAUAGAUGAAGCAGCAUUUAAUGUUUCAUACAAAGCAAUGCCUAUCUUCAAACUUAGAAGUGCAUAUAUCUACAGAUGUGCUUUACUGAGAAGUUAGGUCUGUUACAGACCAGAAACGACAAGUUGUGAUCUCAUUUUAUUUUUUCCUUAGAAAACAUUUCUAUUUACCUAUAGUUAAUGUGUAAAUAAUGUACAUAUAUUGAUUUCUGGGAGUGUUUUGUUAUUCAAUGUAUAUAUCCCCUACAACUUGCAUGAAUAUUCUAUUGAUAUCAAAAGUGAACAGUAAAACUGAAAGGUGUAUGGCUGUGUUAAAACUUGCAAAUAUUGUC